Molecule: messenger RNA, 2263 nt
Organism: Electrophorus electricus (electric eel)
Lineage: Eukaryota; Metazoa; Chordata; Actinopteri; Gymnotiformes; Gymnotidae
Product: potassium/sodium hyperpolarization-activated cyclic nucleotide-gated channel 2-like
Biological process (GO): potassium ion transmembrane transport; regulation of membrane depolarization; sodium ion transmembrane transport
Cellular component (GO): dendrite; axon; HCN channel complex
Molecular function (GO): voltage-gated potassium channel activity
Source: RefSeq, a predicted model, not a curated record
UUCUAAAUGUAGAACAUUGGAAGAAGUCCUCAUCAGAACCGUUCAGGUCGACCGUUGGAGAGAGAAGGGAAACGACGCGACAGGCUGAUAAUCAUGUUUUUGCCCUCAGUGAAUAGGGCAACACUUUCUUAUUUUAGAAGUGUCGAAGCCGUAAAAAGGGAAAGGAUCAGAGCGUCUGAGCAAAAAACGUGGAUUAUUCACCCUUACUGCAGAUUCAGGAACUACUGGCUAAUAGCCAUGCUUCUAAUAACGUUGGUCAAUAUGGUUGUAAUACCUCUCAGUGUGAGCUUUUUCGCAGAGGAUGUUUAUUAUAGUCCUGCCUGGAUUGCAUUCACCGUGGUCAAUGACUUCCUGUUUGUCACAGAUCUCUGUCUUAACUUUCGCAUUGGCCUGGCAAGUAAAGAUUCUGAGGUGAUAAUUCUAGACCCGAAGAAAAUAAAGAAUCAAUACUUAAAAACAUGGUUCUUUCUAGACUUACUGGCUGUUGCACCAGUAGAUUACUGUCUUCUCAUUGCUAUGGAGUUUGGUGCCAUUGGUGCCAGUCGUCAGGGACUUGCAGGGAUCAGAAUGACACGUUUGAUUAAACUGAUCAGGUUGUUCAGUUUGUUAAGAUUAUUAAGAAUUUCAAAACUUCUGCAAUAUGUCCGCCAGUGGGAAGAGGUCAAUGGCUGGAAUGUAGGGGGAAUUGCCACAUUCUUCAAAUUCAUGAACAUGAUUGCGAUUAUCAUUUUGCUGUGCCACUGGAAUGCCUGUAUUCAGUUUAUGGUUGUUGUAGCCAUGGACUUUCCUAAACAUAGCUGGGUCAUACUGGAGGGACUUGUGAAUAAACCCAUGAGUUAUCUGUAUUCCAAAAGCAUGUUCCGAGCAUUAUGCCAAAUGAUGACCCUGAACUAUGGCUCCAAAGAAAUACCGAAAGAGUUGACAGAGCUGUGUGUGGUUGUUAUUAGCAUAAUGGUUGGGUCAGUGAUAUACACCAUGAUUUUCGGACGCAUAUUUGCACUAGUCUCAAACUCCAGGAUGGGUGAACUCAUGUAUGAUACCAAGUGUAAUGAAAUUAAGGAGUUCAUGAGACAAAGCCGGCUCCCUACCUCCUUAAGAAACAAAAUCAUGGGCCAUCUAGAAAACAGAUACUGGGGGAAAUGGUUUGAUGAAAAAGACAUUCUAAAGGAUCUAUCUGAACCUCUCAGGCAGGAAACAGUCAGAUUCAACUGUUCAAGUCUUAACAUGUCAUUUUUCAAAGAUGCAGAGCCUCUGUUUAUUACUGGCCUGCUGGAGUUGCUGGAGUUUGAAGUGUAUGAGAAAGGAGACCUGAUCAUCCGUAAAGGUGCUUUGGGGGACUGCAUGUACUUCAUUGAGAGAGGCACUGUGGAGGUCAGAGCUCCUGCAUUCAGCCAAACCCUCACAGAUGGAGCCUACUUUGGAGAGCUCUGCUUGAUGACCAAUAAGAGGAAACGUAUGGCUGAUGUCAUGGCUCUGACUCUGUGUAGACUGUACUCCCUCUCGGUGGACAGCUACAAUGCAGUUCUGAGCCACUUCCCUGAGAUGAAAGCUCACCUUCAAACAGUCUCACAGGAGAGAAGGGACAAGGUUUCAGAUUCUGCAAAAUCCACACAUGAAACUGAGGCUGAAUCAAAACCUCCUAAGCUUCGCAGAAUUGUAUACAGGGUCUCCAAAGUCCAGCCACAGCCUUGAGGUUUCUCUAGAUGGGUGGAUUAGGAGGGUAUUUCUCUACUAGUCAUGGGCCUCCUGUGUUUAUCAGACAAAACCAGACCAGCAAAACAAUCUCCUUGUAUAACACCCAUCACACUAUUGUGUGAAGUCUGUGUAUUGGACUUUUUUUUUUUUUUUACCAUUAUACAUGUACAGUUAUUCGUAUUCUGUGAUUAUUGUCAUCCAGUAUCAGCCACAUACAUAGCCCAUGUAUUGACUUUUUGUUUUUACUGCUGCUCAUUGUGUUAGUACAACUUGUGGUCUAUGUUCAGUGUUCACCCUGAACUUUGAGGAUAUCCAAACUAGUUAAAUGAUACAUGAGUAUUAAUAUAAUUACAAUAAAUACAUUUAUAAACACUUUAUGUUACUUGUUACCCUGAAGUAGUGAACUGCUAAUUCACAUAGGAGUAAAAUGUAAGUAAGUUUAAGUAAGUAAGCAUAUAAGUAAGUUUAAUUUAUUUAUUAAUUCACAUUGAAAUUUGGAUCCAAAUAAACGACUACAUAGCUAGUUAAUGGUCCAACCGCUGUUUAUUUAACAUGUUACUGAGAUUGA